Callithrix jacchus (white-tufted-ear marmoset) is the source of this 5788-nucleotide messenger RNA. The record is from RefSeq and is a predicted model, not a curated record. Lineage: Eukaryota; Metazoa; Chordata; Mammalia; Primates; Cebidae.
AGUGGAGUGAGAACCCCUGGGGCCCAUGUCAGCUUCCCUCAGUGCCUGGCCCAGCCUGGGCACAGCACAUGGAUGGGGCAGGACGCUGGCCACCCCGCCCCCCUGCCCGCUGAGAGCGCUGGCUCCUUCUCAGGGCCUUUGUGGGAGGGGGGAGGGGGACCAGGCCUGCCCACAGAGUCCACCUUCUGCUCUAGCUGGAGGAGAGUCCUGCAGGGAUCCUGGCUGGGGAAGGUGCAGUGGGCCUGGGAGACCGACUCUCCCAGGCAGUGACACCCUCACCCUUCUGUCCACCACCCCCAACCUCCCCUGCAGAGGGUGGCAGCCCCAGGCUCUUUGCGUAAUCCUGUGGCUUUGCUGUCUUCACCCAGCACCAGCGGACAGGGAAGGGCAGAGAAGGCCACCAUGGCGACACUCCUCUCCCAUCCGCAGCAGCGCCCUCCCUUCUUGCGCCAAGCCAUCAAGAUAAGGCGUCAAAGAGUCAAAGAUCUACAGGAUCCUCUGCCCCAAACGGCCCCAGAGAUCCAGCCUCCAUCCCACCACUUCUCCCCAGAACAGCGGGCCCAGAUCUAUGAGGACGCGCUCUACACGGUCCUGCACCGCCUCGGUCAGCCUGAGCCCAACCAUGUGACAGAGGCCUCUGAGCUGCUGCGAUACCUGCAGGAGGCCUUCCACGUGGAGCCGGAGGAGCACCAGCAGGCACUGCAGCGGGUCAGGGAGCUUGAGAAGCCAACAUUUUGUCUGAAGGCAACAGUGAAACAGGCCAAGGGCAUUCUGGGCAAAGAUGUCAGUGGGUUCAGCGACCCCUACUGCCUGCUGGGCAUUGAGCAGGGGGUGGGUGCACCAGGGGGCAGCCCUGGGUCCCGGCGGCGGCAGAAGGCUGUGGUGAAGCACACCAUCCCUGAGGAGCAGACCCACCGCACGCAGGUUGUCACGCAGACGCUCAACCCUGUCUGGGACGAGACCUUCAUCCUGGAGUUUGAGGAUAUCACCAAUUCAAGCUUUCAUCUGGACAUGUGGGACCUGGACACCGUGGAGUCUGUCCGACAGAAGCUUGGGGAGCUCACAGACCUGCAUGGGCUUCGCAGGAUCUUUAAGGAGGCCCGGAAGGACAAAGGCCAGGACGACUUUCUGGGGAAUGUGGUUCUGAGGCUGCAGGACCUGCGCUGCCGAGAGGACCAGUGGUACCCCCUGGAACCCCGCACUGAGACCUACCCAGACCGAGGCCAGUGCCACCUCCAGUUCCAGCUCAUCCAUAAGCGGAGAGCCACCUUGGCCAGCCGCUCGCAGCCCAGCUACACAGUGCACCUCCACCUUCUGCAGCAGCUUGUGUCCCACGAGGUCACCCAGCACCAGGCAGGCAGCACCUCCUGGGACGGAUCGUUGAGUCCCCAGGCUGCCACCGUCCUCUUUCUCCAUGCCACACAGAAGGACCUGUCCGACUUCCACCAGUCCAUGGCGCAGUGGCUGGCCUACAGCCGCCUUUACCAGAGUCUGGAGUUCCCCAGCAGCUGCCUCCUGCACCCCAUCACCAGCAUCGAGUACCAGUGGAUCCAGGGCCGGCUCAAGGCAGAACAGGAGGAAGAGCUGGCUGCCUCAUUCAGCUCCCUGCUGGCCUACGGUCUCUCCCUCAUCCGGAGGUUCCGCUCCGUCUUCCCCCUCUCUGUCUCGGACUCCCCAGCCCGGCUGCAGUCUCUCCUCAGGGUCCUGGUACAGAUGUGCAAGAUGAAGGCCUUCAGAGAGCUAUGCCCCAACACUGCCCCGUUGCCCCAGCUGGUGACUGAGGCCCUGCAGACUGGCACCACUGAAUGGUUCCACCUGAAGCAGCAGCACCAUCAGCCCAUGAUGCAGGGCAUGCUGGAGGCAGGCAAGGCCUUGCUAGGCCUGGUACAGGACAUCAUUGGCGACCUGCACCAGUGCCAGCGCACGUGGGACAAGAUUUUCCACAAUGCCCUCAAGAUCCACCUCUUCCCCAUGGCUUUCCGGGAGCUGCAGUGGCUGGUGGCCAAGCGGGUACAGGACCACACCACAGCUGUGGGCGAUGCGGUGUCCCCAGAGAUGGGCGAGAGUCUGUUUCAGCUCUACAUCACCCUCAAGGAGCUUUGCCAGCUGUGCCCAAGCUCCUCGGAGAGGGAUGGAGUCUUGGCCCUGGAGAGUUUCCACCGCUGGUUCCAGCCAGCCAUCCCUUCCUGGCUGCAGAAGACGUACAGCGUGGCCCUGGCACGGGUGCAGCGCGCUGUGCAGAUGGAUGAGCUGGUGCCCCUGGGUGAACUGACCAAGCACAGCACAUCCGCGGUGGAUCUGUCCACCUGCUUUGCUCAGAUCAGCCACACCGCCCGGCAGCUGGACUGGCCGGACCCAGAGGAGGCCUUCAUGAUCACUGUCAAGUUUGUGGAGGACACCUGUCGCCUGGCCCUGGUAUACUGCAGCCUUAUAAAGGCUCGGGCCCGCGAACUCUCUUCAGGCCAGAAGGACCAAGCCCAGGCAGCCAACAUGCUGUGCGUGGUGGUGAAUGACAUGGAGCAGCUGCGGCUGGUGAUUGGCAAGCUGCCUGCCCAGCUGGCAUGGGAGGCCCUGGAGCAUCGGGUAGGGGCUGUGCUGGAGCAGGGGCAGCUGCAGAACACGCUGCAUGCCCAGCUGCAGAGCGCACUGGCCGGGCUGGGCCACGAGAUCCGCACUGGUGUUCACACCCUGGCCGAGCAGUUGGAGGUGGGCAUCGCCAAGCAUAUCCAGAAACUCGUGGGCAUCAGGGAGUCUGUCCUGCCUGAGGAUGCCAUUCUGCCCCUGAUGAAGUUCCUGGAGGUGGAGCUUUGCUACAUGAACACCAACUUGGUGCAAGAGAACUUCAGCAGCCUCCUGACCCUGCUCUGGACCCACACGCUCACAGUGCUGGAGGAGGUGGCUGCCUCCCAGCGCAGUUCGUCCCUGGCCUCCAAAAGGCUGAAGAUUGCCCUGCAGAACCUGGAAAUCUGCUUCCAUGCUGAGGGUUGUGGCCUGCCACCUGAGGCCCUGCACACAGCAACUUUCCAGGCUCUGCAGAGGAACCUGGAGCUGCAGGCAGCAUCCAGCCGGGAGCUCAUCCGGAGGUACUUCUGUGGCCGAAUCCAGCAGCAGUCAGAAACCAUCUCUGAAGAGCUGGGGGCUGUGACAGUCAAGGCCUCCUACCGCACCUCCGAGCAGAAGCUGCAUGUGGAGCUGCUCAGCGCCUCCAGCCUGCUGCCCCUGGACUCCAACGGCUCCAGUGACCCCUUUGUCCAGCUGACCUUGGAGCCCAGGCAUGACUUCCCUGAGCUGGCCGCUCGGGAGACCCAGAAGCACAAGAAGGACCUUCACCCAUUGUUUGAUGAGACCUUUGAAUUCCUGGUGCCUGCUGAGCUGUGCCGCAAGCCUGGGGCAUGCCUCCUGCUCACCGUGCUGGACUACGACACACUGGGGGCCGACGACCUGGAAGGGGAGGCCUUUCUGCCGCUGUGUGAGGUGCACGGGCUGAGUGGCUCUGAGGAGCCUGGUGAGGUGCCUCAGACCCGCCUGCCCCUCACGUACCCCGCACCCAAUGGGGACCCAAUCUUGCAGCUGCUGGAGGGCCGGAAGGGUGAUCGAGAGGCCCAGGUUUUUGUGAGGCUGCGGCGGCAGCGGGCCAAGCAGGCCUCCCAGCAUGCCCUGUGGCCUGCACUGUAGCUGUGGAGGUUUGCAGUGAGGCCAGGUACCUGGUGGGGACCUGCAAGGGCUUACCUGAAAGGUCUGAGGCUUCCCCGCCACAGCACAGCCCUCCAGCCUGGCCUAACACUUAAGGAGCCCCAGUAUGCAGACCUCCUCCCUGCCUCCCACAGUGAUGAUGGCUCAGCAGAGAUAUCUCUACUCCGCCUCCCUGCUGCCAGCCCUGGCUGCAAUUUCUCCGCCACCUCCCAGCACCAGGGGAAGCAAACCCUGCCCCUGCCCACCUCUCGGAAAACCUGCUCUGGUGGACAGGGGAUCUGGCCAUCCGUCUCCUGGUCUUCCUGUUCCACCUAUUGGGGUGGGGGCCAGGUUCACUGGGAGCAGGGCUGCAGGCACAGAGCCUCCUGGGGAAGGGACAGGGGACCCUGCCAAAGAUGAGGCUCCAGCUGUCCUGGGGGGAAGGUGGUGACCGUUACUAGAGGGAAGCUGGGUCUUCUCCCCAGGGACUGCCAGCACCCAGGCCAGGAAGCCUGGAACCUUCUGGCUCUGAGGGAUCGAGAGCUGGCAGGUGGCAGGGGAUGGCACAGACAGACAGAAGCAGAAAGGACUGUUUGGCCACUGUGUCUGCUGCACUCAACUCCUCCCCAGAAAGCACCUGCCACCCCAGAUAGCACCUGCCACCUUGAAACUUUCCUAGCAAAAAUAAAAACGAACCCAUUGUCCUCUUAGAAAAUGUACCUUUGGCCUAUCGUGGGGCCCAGAAUGCGACAAGCCAGGCCAGUUGGUUUCCUCCUUGGCCCUCAGGGGACCUUGAGCUACCCCCACCCUGGGGCAGCUACAAAGCAGGGAGGUGGGUAUAGGAGUAACUGAGGCAGAGGCAGGGUUGGGGUGAUUUUUGGCUGUGGGCUUUGAACAACUGGUUUCACCAGAAAUACUAGGUCCUGUGGCCACACCCAGGAUAGGGACCUGUUCCUCAGGGGAGCAUAGUCAGCAGGGACUUCCCAGGGGUGCAGGUGGAGGCUGAGGGGCUGCUCUUGAGACAGUAGGGUGUACAGGAGCUGGGGUCCCUACCCUGCCUGGGGGGUGUCAGUGCCUGAGGCCUGGUCAUCACAUCAUCCUAGCUGUGUGACCCUGGUUCCACACCUGAACCUCUGAGUCUGCACAAGAUGCUGGGAGGUGAGGUUAGCCAAGAUGACCUCCAAGCCCCCUUGUAGCUGUAAACCUGAGACCACACAGAAGAUCCCACCAAGGUGUUUUCUCACCCCAACUGGGAGCAGGGCGGGGCAAAGGAGGCAGGAGGCAAGAUGGCUUCUAGGCUCUACCAGCAAAUUAUCCCGAUGGGAAGGCACUGGGUUUUUUGUUUUUGUGAUGGAGUCUCACUCUGAUGCCCAGGCUGGAGUGCUUAUGACAUAAUCUCAGCUUACUGCAACCUCUGCCUCCCAGGUUCAAAUGAUCCUCCUGCCUCAGUCUCCUGAGUAGCUGGGACAAUAGGUAUGUGCCACCACACCUAGCUAAUUUUUGUAUUUCUUUUUUUCAGUAGAGACGGGGUUUCACCAUGUUGGCCAGGCUGGUCUCACUAAUAGCUGACCUCAAGUGAUCUACCCACCUCAGCCUGUUUUUGUUUUUGAGAUGGGGCCUCACCGUCACCCAAGCAGGAGGCAGUUUUGCGAUCAUGGCUCACUGCAACCUCGACCUCCUGGGCUCAAGUGAUCCUCCCACCUCAGCUUCCCUAGUAGCUGGGACCACAGGCCUGCACCACUGUGCCCAGUUGGGAAGACACUGUUCCUCUGAGAAACAAUUAGGGGUCCUAUUGCUUUUUGGAAACCAUCAACAGGGAAGCCAGUCAUCACUAACCACACAACCCUCAAGAGUCCUAGGGCCUGGGAGGCCUCGGUAUCCAAGGCUAAGCGUUCCUGUGUCAACCCCGGCAGGCCUAGGUUGGAGAGCACUUCAGCUGUCUCAAGGUCUGGUGGGUCCAGGGAGCCUCCAGGCCUCUCCAGCUGCCUUACCAUACCUCAGGGAUGUGGGUACCAGCUAUUUCCAUGACUGAGGCAGGGCUCCUGGCCCACCUCAUAGUUCAGAGGCCCUCUUUUGGGGCCCACUCCCCCUCACCCCAUGUAAACAAGCUACUACU